Contarinia nasturtii (swede midge) is the source of this 705-nucleotide messenger RNA. Its product is annotated as death-associated inhibitor of apoptosis 1-like. Gene Ontology annotation, biological process: positive regulation of protein ubiquitination; negative regulation of apoptotic process; regulation of cell cycle. Gene Ontology annotation, cellular component: nucleus; cytoplasm. The transcript has a single exon. NCBI's taxonomy places the organism in Eukaryota, Metazoa, Arthropoda, Insecta, Diptera, Cecidomyiidae. Bases 1 to 705 code for a protein of 234 amino acids. Gene Ontology annotation, molecular function: ubiquitin protein ligase activity; cysteine-type endopeptidase inhibitor activity involved in apoptotic process. The record is from RefSeq and is a predicted model, not a curated record.
AUGAAUGCACAAUUGAAUAAAAUCGAAGAGCGAGAUUCCUUAUCAAUCAAUUAUAUGAAUGAUGAAAAAAAUCGUUUAAACACCUUCGAUGAUAGUUGGCCGCACAUUCACAUUAGUCCACAUAUUCUCGCCAAAACUGGAUUCUAUUUUAUUGGGUUGAACAACUCCAAUGAUCGAGUUAAAUGUAAUUUCUGUAAAGUUGAAGUGCAAGACUGGGAGACUGGUGAUAAGGUGUUAAAUGAACAUCUUCGAUGGUCACGAAAUUGUCCAUUGCUUAAUCGGUGGAAAACACAAAAUCUGCCCAUGGAACCAGUUUCUGCUUUAGAUCAGUUAUUAUCACAAAUUGGUCAUGAUGUGACAUCUUUUAUCGAUCGACGACCUGGUGCUUAUGUAGAAACACAAAUGAUUAAAUACCCCGAUUUUCCAGAAUUUUCCAUGAAAACUGUACGAUUGCAAUCAUUCGACGGAUGGCCCAAUACAUUGAGAUUAACAGCUGAGCAAUUGAGUGAUGCUGGAUUCUUUUAUACACACAUUGGUGAUCGAGUAAUUUGCUUCAGUUGUGGUGGCGGUUUAUAUCAAUGGAGUGAAGAAGACGAUCCAUGGGAACAGCAUGCACUAUGGUAUGGUGAAUGUGACUAUCUAGUCCAUAUGCAAGGAUCUCAUUAUGCUCAAUUAAUCAAAUCGAAGUUCGAGGAAAAACAAUAA